GUUGUCCAGGCGCCCGGGUGGUCGAUCGAAUAAACAAAAAAGUAAAAACGUCAACACAAGUAAACAAAACAGUCGUCAUCAUUGAUUCUUUCAGGAAAAUGUCCAAAGUGACCAAUGUUAAUUCUAGUUUAGCAUAUGAGAUACUUUUGUAUCUAAACAGUUUUUAUCUUGGGAUGUUUUUCGUGUGUGAAGUGGCCAUGGGCAUUUUAAAAGCUAUCAAUGUGUCUUAUCCUGAGAACGCGCUGUUAACUGAAGCCGGGAUAUUUAGUGCUCUAUGUCUUGUGGAAGUUAUCCGCAUAUUUUUGGGACGAAGAGGAAAUUUAGCGAGCAAGAAAGUCCCAGUGUUCUUCUCAGUAAUCUUAACCAUGCCCUCUGCAGUGGGUGUUUGCUACUUCCUAAUAUACCAGACAUACAUACUCCGCCUGGAGUACAUCUGGUGUGCUGUAAUGCUGAUGUUCCAUGCUCUAGAACUGGCCUUCGCAAUCCUGUUCAUUGUAACAGUGUGUAAACAUCAGCAGUAUGAAUAAAACUGUUAGAACCUCCUUGCCAAAAUGAUG
This is a messenger RNA of Helicoverpa armigera (cotton bollworm), 557 nucleotides long. Its product is annotated as transmembrane protein 216. Gene Ontology annotation, biological process: non-motile cilium assembly. Gene Ontology annotation, cellular component: ciliary transition zone. The coding region runs from base 99 to 527 and encodes 142 amino acids. Lineage: Eukaryota; Metazoa; Arthropoda; Insecta; Lepidoptera; Noctuidae. The record is from RefSeq and is a predicted model, not a curated record. The transcript is spliced from 2 exons.